This is a messenger RNA of Anopheles stephensi (Asian malaria mosquito), 701 nucleotides long. Its product is annotated as glycine-rich RNA-binding protein 3, mitochondrial-like. The record is from RefSeq and is a predicted model, not a curated record. The coding region runs from base 132 to 488 and encodes 118 amino acids. NCBI's taxonomy places the organism in Eukaryota, Metazoa, Arthropoda, Insecta, Diptera, Culicidae. The transcript is spliced from 2 exons.
UGGCGUAUAAAUAGUACAACGGGCCGUUCGGGUAGACACAGUUAAAGUUCGACACUCGUCAAAGAUACAGUUCGUGCAGAAUUCCCUCGUGAGACAGGUGACAAUCAGGUCCAACGACAAGAAUCCCAACCAUGUUCAAGCUAGUUGCCGUGUUAAGCUGCCUGGUGGCGAUCAGUCUGGCCAUGCCGGCUGCGGAGCUCUCGCAACCGAUUGCAGCCUCGGAAGUCGCCCAGAACGGUCCAGCGGUGUUGGUCGUUCAGGAGGACAGUGAUGAUCUGGCCGGUGCCGAGACGGCUCACCACGGAUAUGGAGGCUAUGGUGGAUACGGAGGCUAUGGCGGUGGCUUCGGAGGCGGCUAUCCGUACGGUGGUUAUGGUGGCGGAUUCGGUGGAGGUUAUGGUGGCGGCUUCGGAGGAUUCGGAGGAGGCUACGGACACGGCGGAUUCGGUGGAUACGGUGGCCAUGGACACCAUCACCAUCACGGAUAAGAACCCGACGCAAGAUCACGCCAACUCGAUUCAACCCAUCUGUUCUACCUCACUGUGAUCAACAUCCAACCAAGUCCAUUGGAGCUCAUGCAUUUAUCCGACAGCGUCCGACGAGGACGUCGCCAUGACCAUCGAUCGCCCGAAAUGUUAUUUAUUACAACUGGAUACCAUCUUGUAUUGCGAAUAAACGUUCACCAGUUUUAAGCAUAAAAA